Molecule: messenger RNA, 7154 nt
Organism: Melanotaenia boesemani (Boeseman's rainbowfish)
Lineage: Eukaryota; Metazoa; Chordata; Actinopteri; Atheriniformes; Melanotaeniidae
Gene: prr36a
Product: flocculation protein FLO11
Exons: 6
Coding region: 293-4567 (1424 amino acids)
Source: RefSeq, a predicted model, not a curated record
CCUCCACACCCACCCCCCCGCCCAUGUCCCUUCAAGAGGGAGAGCCGCCUGCCUCCGUUCAAACGUAGAGGGUAACGCACGCGGAGGGGACGCUUGCUGGCUCUAUUGUUGGUUCAAAAUUACGGCUUCGUCGACAAAGGAGUCUUCUCUCAAGGAGUCUUCGCCGGGGGAGUCGACUGUUAAACGGGCGUAAAAGGAACUAGCCACUCAAGACAGGGUCUCCAGAGCCAGCAGACGGCGGCGAGGACUCAACUGGACAACAGCAAGGUUGGUGUCUGCACCUUAAGUAGGAAUGAAGCCAGGAGGGGUUUCCAUGGAGACCACAGAGCCUACUCAAGGUGCUGCUGUAGCAGAGCCUUCCUCAUUGCAGGAAAAUGCAACUGAGCAAGCCCAGUCUCAACCUGAAGCAGCAGCAAAUCAUGCGGCACCCGGAGCGUCUCUAAAGGCCAAUGGAAAGAAACGGGCAGCGGUUCAAAGUAAAAUGCAGUCGACAACUUCCUCAGGCGUUUCUGGAGCCGGCUCACGGCCAGGAGCUGCCUCACAUCACACAAUGAACAGUGUCAAACCUUCUGCUACUGGCCUGACAGACAAGAAGGCAAAAACGAUGACUACGUCAAAACCUUCAGCAGCAGGAGCUGUACCUAAAAGACCAGUGGGUGUAGCGGGAGCUUCUUCCACAGCUAAGAACCAAACUAGAGUGCCUGACUGGAGGCCAGUUGGACCUGCCAGGACUACUUCAGCUUCUGUUGCCACAGUAACGAAUGGUACAAAACCAACAGCAGUGAAUGGUGCUCCUAAGAAGAGACCAGCAACUGAAACUGUUAACAACAAAGAUAAACCCAAACCCACAGCUACUACAGGCAGAGUGGUGGCUUCUGUUUCUACAAAAACAAGCACUUCAACCACAGCUAAACCUGCUAGUGCUGCUACUUCAAAACUCACACGGCCUGUUACAGGUCCCUCAACAUCCCGGAUGACAUCCACUACAUCCAGGCCCACCUCUACCAGUGCAACUACAAAAACUAGGAUUACUAGAGUUGCCACAGCACCAUCUACUGGUAGGACCACAGCAAUACAGCCUCCUAAAACCACCGCUGCUGUAGAUAAGAAGGAUGUUGGUCGACCACCUUCUGCAACUGUGGCCAAGAAGCCCCAACCAGUCACAGCAUCAUCUGCUACUAAAAAACAUGAAAAUGUUAAACCCGUUCCUACCAUGAGACUAAACUCUACAUCCAAAGGUUCCACACUAACAAAAGCAGCAGAUGCCAAGGUGUUGCAGUCCAAACCUCCACAACCUGCAAAAUCUACUCCUAUAAAGAAACCUGUCGUGAGUGUUCGGUUUCCUUCAACUAACAAAUCACCCCUGGGCAAGACACCGCCUGCUUCUCCAGCCAACAAGCCUGCGAAUAGUAGCACCGCUAACACAAAAUGUGGAACAAAACCUACUCAGACUGUCCCACCUUUCUCUGCCACAAGGAAGAUAGAAGUUUCUAAGGCUGUGACACCAACUGUAGAUUCUCUGAGUACAGCUAGUGUAGUGACUGCAGCUGCGAGUGAAGCUGUUAGGCCACCAGAAACACUAGAGGAGUCUACUGUAGCCUUGCCACAAGAGUUACCAGUUGCUGUCUUUGCGCCAGAGGGGGUCUCUACCAGUGGGUCAGUCCAGCAUACCUCAGAGGUAGAACAGAAUACUCAAAGCAAUGAAGCAACCCCUUCGACUCCAAAAAGUCCUGUCAGAACAAACUUGCCACAAACAUCUGUUAAGCAGCAGUUGGAAGAUUGUGCUCCUUCAUUAACACAAGAUCAGAUGUCCUCCCCAGCCAAGACAUUACCACACACGGCUUUCCCUCCUGACCUGCCCGAAGAGACCAUUAACUUGGCAAAAGACAAAAGUCCUUCCUCAUCUGCAGCCCUCCCAGCUGCAGCUAAUGCCAUCCCUCUUACAGUUCCUCCUACCAAUCUUAAUGAAGAGGAAGAUGAGGAAGAGAGGGAGGGAAGUCAGCUGGUUUCUGUGUCUGAAAUGAGUGGAACCACUCAGCCAACAGAAGAGUCUCGUCCAGGGUCAGGUGGGCCACUGGGUGCGUCUGUAUGGAGAGCUGGUGGUGCCUUGCUGUCUGAGCUGGACUCUGAAGAGGUUAGUGGGAGCCAGCAGGGUGCUUCUGAGUUGAGUGCCCCCGGAGUCCUGGAGGGCACAGAGAGCAUGGACGACCUGGGAGAUGGGAGUCUGAAAGGAGCCAUGGAUAUGGAAGGAGCCUCAGUCGGCUCACCUGACUUUGAGAAAGUUCCCGACAUACCAGUCAAUGACGAAGAUGAUGACGAAGAUGACAGCGACCGGGUGUAUGACAUGGAUGUAGGCUCUGAGCGGCUGGAUGAACCACACAGACCGAGGCAUGACAAUGAUGUGGAUGAAGAAGAGGAGGAUGAUGAUGUGGAGAUGGUUAGUGAAGGAGUAACAGAGAGUGGGUUGGAGAGCUAUGGAAAUGCAGAUGAGGAUGACUUUGCUGAGGAUGAAAGGUUGGAUAACUUGAACAGAGUGGCCCAGCCUCCACCUCCACCACCUCAGCUGCCUUCUGCCCCGGCUGCUCAGUGGGACCAACCAAACCCAUUUGCUGAUCCAUGGGCAGAACCUCUUCAGCCUGGACAGGUUGCAGAAGCAGGUGCAGCAAACACUUGGCAAGUAGACUCUGAGACUCCAACCCAAACUCCACCCCAAGUCUGGUCAGUGCCAGCGUCUAAAGCUGAACCACAAAAUGUAGAGGUUCAAGCUCCACUCCCCGUCCCAGGAACGUCUCAGUCAAGUGAGAACCUGGGUGAUGUAAAAAUCCCACCUCAGGUUCCUUCUCCACAGCCUGACCUGGACUGCCAGGGCCUUGGCAUCCACUUACAGCAAAGAGACAAGGAAUCAGAAGAGGAGGCUGAACCAGAGACUUUGCCUGCUGAUGAAGUGCUAGGAGGCCCUGCAACUGCCCCCACUUCCAACCCUUCAUCCUCAGAAACAGAGGAUGAGGCUAGUGAUACGGAGGGAGAAGCUCAGUUGGAAGAUUCUUUGGAGACUCAAGCAACCAACAACGUAACCUUCGACAGCCAGCCCCCAGCCCAGCGCUGUCUGUCCAUUGUGGAUGAGGGAGAUGAGGCUGAUAUGGAGGAGGUGGAGGGUGGUGUUGGUGAAGACACCACUCCACCUUCAGCUGCCUCAUUGACAUCUUAUGGCCUUGAUAGUGUCACCACAGCUUCAAACUCCAACGCCCAGUCCACAGGAGAGAGCUGCAUCAAGAGUCCCGGCAUCUUCUCGCUGGAGGAGCUCCCUGAGGAGGCGAAGCAGCCUCAAACUGAACAAUGCCCAGCAGAGCCGCAGUAUAUUGAUUGUGGGAAGCAGGAAACUGAUCCAGCUGAGGAUGCUAAAGAAGAAGUGUUCACAUCAGAGGAAGCCCUGGAUGCCUCAUCAACUGCGGAGGAAAUCCCAAACGACGUCCAGCCUCCCUCUCCGUACUAUUCUAUCUGUGAAAAGACUCAGGACUCUUUUGCAGGCUUCACCGCAGCGCUGCACCCUCACCGUCGCGAUCACUCUGUGUAUGCCAGGACCUGCUACGAUAUCAUCAAACCCCACGGUGCUGUCACCCCACCCAAGCUGACAUGUGCUGACCUCCCUCCCAGGAGCCCUGGGCGACAGGCUUUGAGCCCUCAGCUCCGCAGGCUGGAGCAGCAUCAGAGGCAGCUGCUGGAGCUCCAGCAGCGCCGGGAGCAGCAAAGCAAACCGCUGGAAGAGGCGGAGCAGGAGAGGAAGAGGCGGGUGGAGGAGGAGGAGAGGAAGAAGAAGGAGGAAGCUGAAGAGGAGAUAAAGAGAAAUAAAGAGGAGGAGGAGGAGCGGAAAAGAAAAAAGGAAGAGGAAGAGUUGAAGCAGAGGAAAGCUCUUGAACUUCAGCUGCAGCAGCAGCAAGAGGAGCUGAAGCAAAGGCAGCAAAUAAUGCAGUGGCAGCAAGAGCUGCAACAGUCUAACAAAGGUCAGACGGUCUUACUGUCCCCUUCAUCCGGCCUCUGCACCAUUUACGAAGCCCUUGAGAACAGUGAUGAAGAGGCUGAAGAUGAAGGAAAUGAGCAGCUUUCUAAAAACAAAAAGCCAAAACAACAUGCAUAUCAACAGAUCUGUGACAGCCAUGAAAAGAUGGGGUCAGAUGACGGCUCUCCUAGUCUUCCAGAUCCUCUAGACUCCACUCAGUCAUCCAGCAACCCCUCCCACGAUGAUGACGUGUCCUCCUUUUGCUCUCCCGACUCCCCAGAGCGGCCUCCACCCCUAGACCUUGACUGGGGUAAGAAAGUAGACAUAGUCCAGCAGCUGAUCAACCAGACGCUGCUGCUGAACGGAGACGGCUGUUCCUCUCUGCUGCUGUUGCCAGGGGGUGCUGGAGGCACACUGAGCCCCCUGGAGAGCAGCCUGUGGCCUAGCCUGCUUCCUCCUCUCACCCCUCCCUCUGCAACCGUCACCUCUGUUAGUAGUUUCUCCCCCGAGGCCACUGGCAGCUCCCCACAGGGGGAGUGGACGGUGGUGGAGCUGGAGACUCAUCACUGAUGCACUCGCACACUUUAACAGUCCUGCAGGUGUCGUAUUUACACACUCAUACAGGGAAAAUAAGAAGUGCUAUCCACACAAAUUUACAUGCAAAUCCACUACUAUAGGAGGCAGAAAACUAUGUUGGAUGUGUAUGCUGUACUGUAGUUUUCCUCUACACACUGGAUACAAAUAUUUACUUCUAGAGGAAAGCUGUUUAAAGUGAGGUGAACACUUAGGCUGGGGACAAGACAAUUUACAUUAGCUAGUUUUUUCUUUAAAUCCACAACACCCUUUUUUUCUAUCUGUAGUCCAACAUCUUUGAGUAUAAUGAGUAUAGUAGAAAAAUACAUAUCCUACACAACAGUAUUUUUUCUGACUUUCCUUAAACAGAUUUCAUAAAUCCAAACCCGCUCCUGUAGACUGAGAUACAAUGAAAACAAGCACAACAGAUACUAAUGCAGCUGAAUUGUUGGUUUUUUUAUCCUGUAGUUUGAUGUAAAAAGAUGUUUGUGGCUUUAAAGUAAUGAAUUAAGACACUCAGGGAGUGGAAAACGGUAAGUUGUUAAUUUUUGGACUUUGAAAGUUGAAGAUUGGAUAAAAUGUCUAAAAAAAACUAACUUGAUUAUGCUUAGACUGGACAUUUAAACGAAAAAAAAAAAACAACAAUUUUUCUAAUUAAACAUGAGGGCUAAGGAGAUAAUGAUAAUUAUAGAUUAAAUUGAGAUAUAAAAUGUAUAUUUGUAUUAUUGAUUUUUAAACCUCCCCCAAACUCCAGAAUUAUCUCCUCCCUACCUUAAGAGUCUCUGCUGAGGCCCAGAAAGUCCCCAAUUCUGCCAGUGCAGAACCUGGGUCUAAUCUCUCCCACAGAAAUGCAAGUAAACAAACGCAACAUGACCCCACACACUGAAACUCUGCACCUGUCUCACCUCACACUCAAUAUCCUACACCACUGAAGAUAAUCCUCCAACCCAAGAGCAUGAAUUCACUCUGGAUUGUGUUCCUCACCUGCAUAUCUUAAUUGAAGCCAUAUUUGUUUUAUAUAUGUUUACAUGCAUUUUCAUCAUUGCUCUUGUAGUGAUUUAAAAAAAAGAAAAAAUCACUGCUUCCUAGUGUUCUAGGAGAUUGCACUUAAACUCCUCGAUCAAGUCAAAUGUGAUCAUUGUUGAGGAGUAGUCCCAGUUUGUGUCCACUAUUUAUUUUAAAAUGGAUUGCAAAAAAAAAAAAACUACCUAAAUGAAGGACAAAGUCUCAUCUGAGCCGUUUGUAUCGUACAGUACCAAAGUUGAAUACAUGCAACUUAAAUUUCUUAUCGAAAAAACUGGAUUCAGACUCUUGAUGUGUAGCUACUGGAGAUAUUUUGGUGCUGGUUAAUGUCUAAACACAACUGUAGGUUAAUUUUAUAAGCAUAUUUUGUCGCGGUUAUACGAACGUUCAGAUUUUGCUUGCUUUUUCUCCCUGUGCCUGUGUGGGUUCUCUGGUGCUCUGGUUUCCUCCAACAGUCCAAAGACGUACUUAUUUGAUUUGACCCGUGGGAUGUGAGCAAGCACAUAUGGUUGUCCUGACUCUGUUAGCCCUGUGGUGGGAUGGCAACCUGCCAAGGAUGAACUGUGCUUCUCCCCCUGUCAGCUGGAAUAGGUUGCUAUUCCCAGCAGGAUUAAGCAAGUAGAGAAUAUUUUCGUUAACGUGGUUUUACUUAUAUUGACAUGUUUACAUAUGUAGACUACACUGCUUGCGUAAGCACCUGUAAUUAUGAGGCCCACUUUAUCAGUCUAGUCCAAUAGAUUAUUGCAAUACGACAAACUCUGGGUUUUCGCCGGUAGUGCUGUGAAGGCGCGACUUUGUUGUGCGAUCUGGGGAGGCGGAUGAAGUGCAUCAGAUUAUUUAGGGUAAUAUUGAAACUGUGAUGAGUUACAGUAUGGGAUGCGUGGUUGUUCAUAUCUGUGCUACAUGUUGUCGCCCGUCUGUGUUACUGCUGUUUGUCCGUCAGUGCUGUUUAAAGGAAGUCUUGUUGAACUUCAACAAUUAAAACGACUGUCUUCAUUUAGUUCUCGGCUUGCUGCAAAGUCUUCUGGUUUAUCUUGUUUUCAGUACUUUGAGUUGCAUGUUGUCCCCAUCAAACGCACUACAUAAUCUCUAAUGAAGGGAAUCUUUACUUUUGUAUUUCAGAGUUUUAGAGGUAUUGUAGCUGUUUAAGAGCUCUAUAGAUUUUUUUUUAUUGAAUACAGAAUGAAGGAUGUUGGGUAUAUAUGGUAGAUUUUAUUCUUUAUAAUUAAACUGCCUUUCUUGUUCAGUCAACAGAACUGAUGAGUUGAAUGGUCUCCAUUUGUAGGUGAAGACACUGUAUUUGCUACUCAGGCUCAGAGUUAAGUCUUUUUUUUUCUUCUUCAUUUGGAUGUUAAUUUAUUGACAGUCAGGCCUGUGUCAUUACUUAAAAUGUCUUCAUGAACCUGCUGAAAAGAAGUAAACAUCUAUUUCACUCCAGGUCCGACUCAUGGCAGCUUCUUUAAAAUAAAAAAUGUGACCUGUUUUGUUUUGACUCUGACAAAUUUGUGAUUGUGUGUAAUUAUUUCACUACAAUGUUACAUGUUAAUAAAAUUCUUUUUUU